CGGAAGCACCGGUCACGGAGAGUCGUCCAUCGGCCCAGGUCGAUGCCGAUGCUUAUUUAAGUCACGGCAGAGCCUUCAGCAUCGACUCGCUCGCUCAUUCUCCUACGCCCGAUUCGAUAGCGCUAUCUUUGGUUCAGGGCUCGUGGUGGCCUGCAUGGAUUCCCAACCCCGUUCACACACGAUGCCGCGGAAGAAACCUAGAGUGUUCUUAAGAAUGACUGUCCAUGAUCAGCGGCUUGAAAGCAGCUUGAGGUCGUGGGCGAAUGCAGCAGCUCGACGAGGACUGAGGAUUCCGGAUGCACAUUCGCGUCUGCUUCACGAGCUCGCUCGUGACGCCCACGAAAUGAUGGACCCGAGAAUUUGGAGCCAGCUGCCGGAAAAUUUGCUGGUCUGCGUGCUGGUGAUCCUGCCGGCGAAAUCUCUCUUUCGUUUCCGCGCAGUGUGUAAAGGAUGGGACGCUCUGAUCUUCUCCAAUCGGUUCCAAACUACUCGUUCGCAAGUGCACAUCCGCGAGCCUUACUUCGAGUUCAUAAAUUUGAUCUACUGUCGGAGUCCCCAGCAGCUCUCGAGCUACAACCCCGUGGCCAAUAAAUUUCGCAGAAUGUCACUACGCUUCCUCCCGCCUUGCCCAAACAGUCCAAUCGCUUCGUCCGGCGGGCUGCUCUGCUGCUCUGUGCCACGUGAGUUCGGGUCUGGCUUCUGGAUGAUAGUCUGCAAUCCCAUGACGGAAAGCUGGAGGGCGUUACCAGCGAGGCCCAUGAAUGAGAGGCCACUGCUGGUCAGCAUUGUUGCCGAGAGUCGCCCGCCCCGAUAUUCAGUCAUUAUGGCCGGCCAUUAUUCGACCGAAAUCUUCGACUCCACAACUCUCUCGUGGCGUUCAGCAGGCAGGUUACCUCGAGAUACUAAGUUGCAUCCUCAAAUUGCCCACUGUGCUGGCAGCUUGUUCUGUCUGACUCGAGAUGCCUGGCCUAUGGCAAUUCUCCAAUUCGACCUGUAUUCGGGGGUGUGGAGGGCGGUGGAAACGGGUCGACUGCCUGGGCAGUGGCAGUGUCGCACCUUGGUCGCAUGCAAAGGCUCCCUUUUCAUCGUUGCGAAAUCAUCGAAAAACAAUCGGAUGACUGUGUGUAUCUGGACACUCGACCAAGCCACCAGAAAGUGGAAAGAGAUUGCAGCGAUGCCUCCAUCGAUGUCAGAGCGAUUUUUCAAAAAGCGCAGUCAUUUUAUUAGCUCCACGGGUCAUGGAAACCUCAUCUUCCUCACUCGAGACAAUUGCGAGAAAGGUGCUUUGUACAAUAUUGACAGAGAUGCAUGGAAAUCCGUUCAUAGGUGCCAAGAUCUCACAUUCCCCCACCUCUCAGAAUUUCAGCCAAUGCUGGACGUCUUCGAGCCUAGUUUUGCUACCGCUUGAUUCGUUUCUGGAGCGGAUCGGUGGCAGUACAUCUACAUAUAGACCUGUGUUUGGUAAUUCAAACUAUAGAAACAGGUAGAUUUUUCAAUAUGACAGGAGAGUUCAGAGUUUUCAUUAAUUGAUUCCAUCAGACAGAAUGCCAACACAAUUCUCAAGGGUGCUGAGACAAUCAAUUCAUUUCAGAACCCUUUUCAAUUUGGUGUUCUUCGAUAUAUAAAUAUGUAUAUAAAAGGUUGCAUCAACUCCUUUACUCUUUAGCUAUAUAAUCAAGACGGUCAUAGAGA
Molecule: messenger RNA, 1692 nt
Organism: Marchantia polymorpha subsp. ruderalis
Lineage: Eukaryota; Viridiplantae; Streptophyta; Marchantiopsida; Marchantiales; Marchantiaceae
Source: the annotation of a GenBank genome assembly